GCGACCAAGCCAGCCAGCCGGGAUCAAAGAUGGGCACUAUCGAUCAAGCCAAUCAACCGGGUGCCAAGAUGGGCACCAGCGACCAAACCAAUAAUCAACCAGGCUCAGUUGCUACGACGGAGAGAUUAGAUCGCCUUUUAAGCCAAGCAGCAAACAGAUGUUGUGCCGACUGUGGUGCUCCAGAUCCAAAAUGGGUAUCAUUAACAUUUGGUGCGUUCAUUUGUAUCAAGUGUUCUGGGGCUCAUAGAAGCCUCGGGGUGCACAUUUCCAAGGUGGUCUCAGUGAAGCUAGAUGAAUGGACAGAUGACCAAGUUGAUUUUUUGAUAGACUCGGGUGGAAAUGGUGCAGUAAACACUACAUAUGAGGCAUUUCUUGGAAAUUACACAAAGCCAAGGCAAGAUUGCUCAGCGGAUGACCGAAAUGAUUUUAUAAGGCGAAAAUAUGAGUUUCAACAAUUUUUGUCUAACCAACAACAGCUUUCCUGCGUAUCACAAAAUGGCAAACAUCAUUACCAGCAGCAGCAGAGUAGCUCAAAUCGAUAUGGUUUAGGCCAUGCUUUCAGGAACAGCUGGAGGAGAAAAGAAGAUCACAAACCAGUAAAGAAAGCUGUGGAGGUGGGUAUGGUAGAGUUCGUUGGAUUAAUUAAGGUCAAUAUCUUGAGAGGCACAAAUCUAGCUGUCCGUGAUGUCAUGUCAAGCGACCCUUAUGUUAUUCUUAACCUAGGACACCAGUCGAUGAAAACGAAGGUGAUAAAGAGCAGCCUGAAUCCUGUAUGGAAUGAAAGACUGCUGCUAUCGAUACCUGAUCCCAUUCCGCCGCUUAAAUUGCAAGUCUAUGACAAGGACACGUUUACCACGGACGACCGAAUGGGUGAGGCUGAGAUCAACAUCCAGCCACUGGUUGCUGCAGCCAGAGCCUAUGAGACCAAGGCUGUCACAGACACCACUGAGCUCAACAAAUUGCUGGCAAAAGAUGGCAUCUGGAUCCCGAGAGACAGUCCCAUCUCCGUCAUCGACAACAAGGUUAAGCAGGAGGUGACCGUGAGGCUUCAGAACGUCGAGCGUGGCCACCUCGAGAUGGAGCUCGAGUGCGUCCCACUCACGCAAUAGCUGUGUUCCGCUCGGAAUUCUCUCGCUCUAGUGUUCUGUUGUCAACAUGGUCACACAAAACAAUUUCUGUGCAAACACUAUGAGACUUGCUUGUGCGGUUAAUGUGAGUACCUAGAAUCUAAUCGCACAUUCAAGGCUUUCCUGUAAAACAUAUAUACUUGUGUAAAGUUAGAAGGAAUUACAUAAUGGGGCUUGCAAUCCGCU
Messenger RNA from Lolium rigidum, 1313 nucleotides. Its product is annotated as probable ADP-ribosylation factor GTPase-activating protein AGD11. The coding region runs from base 30 to 1109 and encodes 359 amino acids. The record is from RefSeq and is a predicted model, not a curated record. Gene Ontology annotation, molecular function: phospholipid binding; GTPase activator activity. NCBI's taxonomy places the organism in Eukaryota, Viridiplantae, Streptophyta, Magnoliopsida, Poales, Poaceae. The transcript has 8 exons.